CGCCCCCGAGGCGCCCCGGAGCGCGUCCCCGAGGCGCGGCGCGGCCCUCCCGCGGCCGGGGCGGUGCCGCCCGCGCCCGCAGCUGCCCCGGAUCCAGUCCCGCUCGCCGCUUCCUGCGGCCGCCCCGCCUCUCCAUGGCGGUGCCCGGCGCGGGUCCUGCCGGGAAGGGAGCGGCGCGGCUCGGCCUCGCAGCCUGAGCGGCGGCAGCGCCGCCAUGUCCGGGGGCAGCAGCGCCGGCGAGUGGUGCCUCAUGGAGAGCGACCCGGGCGUAUUCACCGAGCUCAUCAAGGGCUUCGGCUGUAGAGGAGCACAAGUUGAAGAAAUAUGGAGUUUGGAGCCAGAGAACUUUGAAAAAUUGAAGCCAGUACAUGGGCUGAUUUUUCUCUUCAAGUGGCAGCCCGGAGAGGAGCCAGCGGGUUCUGUUGUCCAGGAUUCCAGACUGGAUACAAUAUUUUUUGCUAAGCAGGUCAUUAAUAAUGCCUGUGCAACUCAAGCCAUAGUAAGUGUGCUGUUAAACUGUGCUCAUCAAGACAUUCAUCUAGGAGAGACCUUGUCAGAAUUUAAAGAAUUUUCCCAAAGCUUUGAUGCUGCAAUGAAAGGUUUGGCACUGAGCAACUCAGAAGUGAUUCGGCAAGUUCACAACAGUUUUGCCAGGCAACAGAUGUUUGAGUUUGAUGCAAAGUCUUCAGCAAAGGAAGAAGAUGCCUUUCACUUUGUAAGCUAUGUUCCUGUUAAUGGGAGGCUAUAUGAGCUAGAUGGCUUAAGGGAAGGACCAAUUGAUUUAGGUGCAUGCCAUCAGGAUGACUGGAUAAGUGCAGUGCGGCCCGUCAUAGAGAAGCGCAUACAAAAAUACAGUGAAGGUGAGAUAAGGUUUAACCUGAUGGCUAUUGUGUCUGACAGGAAGAUGAUAUAUGAGCAGAGGAUUGCAGAGCUACAGCAGCAACUGGCAGAGGAGGAGCCUAUGGAUACAGAUCAAAGUAGUAAUGUGUUAAGUUCUAUACAAUCAGAAGUUGCAAAAUACCAGAUGUUAAUUGAAGAAGAGAACCAAAAAUUAAAAAGAUAUAAGAUUGAAAAUAUUAGAAGAAAACAUAACUACCUGCCUUUCAUCAUGGAAUUGUUAAAGACUCUAGCAGAGCACCAGCAGUUAAUACCCUUAGUAGAAAAAGCAAAAGAAAAACAGAAUGCCAAGAAAGCUCAGGAGGCCAAAUGAAGAUGACUUUGCAAAACACAUACAGUUACUUGCUUCUGAUACUAUUUUCAUGACAACAAAUAAAGCUUUUCAUAAACUUCAAUUUUUGUCCAGUGCACGUUUGCCAGUUGUAAUGGUUUGUCCUGUACUGUUUGCAUGGGUCUGACUCUUCCUUCCCCUGCAUCCUGUGCAUGUAGUACUGCUGAGCAAUGUUUAGGUUCUCCUGGUCACAUUCAGUAUUUAACAGUCUGUCUGAAAGCUUGGGAAGUGGACCCAGAAAUGUGCAAGGAAAAUGUCCCCAUUUUGUCCCACUGGAACAUGAUAAUGAUACAAAUGCCAGAGGUUUAAGUAUAAGCAUGAGCUUUCUUUGCUCAUCCCUACUAACAGUUACAAUCCUGCCAGUUGUUCGGUGACAUAGCCUCUGUCUUUGUUUUGUUUUUAUGAAGUAUGUGUCUAAUUUUUUUACAAAAUGGAAAAGUAUUAAUUUAGCUGUAGAAACAUUUGCAAAGACCAAUGUAUAAUCUCAAAAGAACUGCAUUGCUUUGGUAGAAAAGAUAAUAAAUAUUCCCAUUUUUAUUUUGGCAAA
Zonotrichia leucophrys gambelii is the source of this 1775-nucleotide messenger RNA. It is a transcript of the gene UCHL5, whose product is annotated as ubiquitin C-terminal hydrolase L5. The record is from RefSeq and is a predicted model, not a curated record. NCBI's taxonomy places the organism in Eukaryota, Metazoa, Chordata, Aves, Passeriformes, Passerellidae. Gene Ontology annotation, biological process: protein deubiquitination; ubiquitin-dependent protein catabolic process. Gene Ontology annotation, molecular function: cysteine-type deubiquitinase activity; proteasome binding. The coding region runs from base 215 to 1210 and encodes 331 amino acids. Gene Ontology annotation, cellular component: Ino80 complex; cytoplasm. The transcript is spliced from 11 exons.